UGUUGCUCUGUGUGUAUGUCAUGUGUAGGGACUUCAGUCGGGUUAUUUCAACCAAACCUUCAAGAAUGUUGACGAGAGGAUGCUUGCUUUAGGAAAAACAUGGACACCUGGAUUCAUCUGAUUACACUACUGUGUAUAGGAUGGAUUGUUUACACAAAUAACAGUGGUCUCCCUCUAGAACUCACUCAGUUCCAGUCAGGAGGUAAUAUCACCUUAGUCUGCAGUUCCAUCAACACCACUAUCAGCACGUCCUUCAGAUAUUGGUAUAUGGAUGAGGUGCGAGUUCUCACGUCAGUGUUUGUAGGUCAUGAUCAUGGUUGUAACAGAAACCCACCCAAUAAUGAUACUGCAUAUCGUUACGACCUAUUCACAUCAAAUGAUGGUAGUGUAAGCUGUGGUGGCAACCAGCACAACAUGACACUAACUACAACUCAAUACAUCCAAGCUGGGGCAGUGUGGCGGUGUGAUGAUCAACGCCAUAGAGUCAGUAACAACCUUACGUUGGUCAUUCCUGGGACUACUGAUAAAUCAACUACACCACUGACUGAUUCAGCAACAACGAUCACCACAGACAGCGAUACUCAUGGCUUUCAUGGGACUACUUAUAAGAGAAGUUCACAGCUGACAACGUUGGCAAAUCUUACAACUAUCAAGUUAACUUCUGCCCCGAGCAACGAUAAUCAAGAUGAUGCCAUGUAUAUCGCUGCGGGGACAGGUGGAGGAAUCUUCAUCCUCAUUAUAAUCGUUAUCUGUGUAUGUGUUGUAAGGACGAGAAGAAAGGGAAACGUCACACAAGAUGUAUCACUGGCUGGGGUUGACGCACCUCAAUACGACACUUUGGCUCACAAUGGCAAUACAGAUCCCUGUUACUCCGAGAUCAAGAAGGAAGCCUCCAGACACUCCAGCAUAAAUGCAAACUGUGUUUACUACAACACUGUGCCCGAGAAUGCUGACUACGAAAAUCCACAAAUGAUAACUUAGAAGUGUGAAAACCACUGUUUUAAGUUGUCAGACCAGCAAAUAUAUAUACAUCCUCCAGUGUUUGUGGCAUUUUCGGCCAAUAUGUUAAGCUAUUAUCAUAAUGACAUUACGCCAUUGGUAUAAUAAAAACAUUUUGUCACUACUGAUGUAUCGUCGUAUAGCAGGAUUAUUCCUGGGUGUUGCAAAAACAAACACCAUGUUUUAUGAAAAUUGUGCAUAGGAGUUACCGCUGUAAAAGGCAAGACAUGCUUAACCUGUUUCGUAACACCUGGUGUCACAACUGAUUUUCAGUGAUGCAUUCAUGCGGUUGUCAUCAUUAUUUUGCCUUUCGGCAGUUAUUCGACACUAGUUCCAUGGUGUUGACGUUUUAAAUUGUAUCAUAACCUAUUUUCAUCUAAACAUCUGAACAGUUGUUAGGACCUGUAUAUAGCAUACAUAUGUGAUUAUUUUAGCUGGGGUUUACUAGCAUCUGUAAUGUAUAUUUCGUGUUUGUGUCACUUCAAAAGUAUCUGUACCUUAUCCCUUUGGAAUCAUUAGUUACGCAAACGGUAUCCACGUAAUAUGUUGUGUAAAUAUCAUGUUCACUGAAUCUCUAACAGGAAAGCGUGAAUGACUGAAAGUCAAUAGUUGAAUGUCCUGAAUUCACAUUAUCUAUUACAUUGUGUGACGUACUGGUUCGGCUUUAUUUGAGUAUCUAUUCAAUGUUUAUUGUCCUCUUCCUGUAGAA
This is a messenger RNA of Haliotis rufescens (red abalone), 1708 nucleotides long. RefSeq lists its product as uncharacterized. The record is from RefSeq and is a predicted model, not a curated record. NCBI's taxonomy places the organism in Eukaryota, Metazoa, Mollusca, Gastropoda, Lepetellida, Haliotidae. Bases 100 to 981 code for a protein of 293 amino acids. The transcript has 6 exons.